Molecule: messenger RNA, 2787 nt
Organism: [Candida] anglica
Lineage: Eukaryota; Fungi; Ascomycota; Pichiomycetes; Serinales; Debaryomycetaceae
Source: the annotation of a GenBank genome assembly
ACACAAUUUAACGCCACCUUAAGAAGUAGAACAACCAAGUAUCGCUUUAUACAGAAGAGAAUACGGCGCCAAUGUUAACGUCAGUCUUGCUGAUACUUUUGGAAGGUGAAGAGUCUCGGGCUCAAGAAUCAUCUCCAAGCAACCCCAUUCCUAGUCCAACAAAACUGACUAGACAUGCAAGAGUACAAAUAAUCAUAGCCCUUAUUCUAGGACUAACUGCAUUCACAACGUUUUCCUUCUUAAGAGUACGAUAUCCAAAAAUUUACGUGGCAAAUUUCAACCAAUACAAUGUGAACUAUUUACAUAGUAGUUCCAGACAGAAACUUCCUAGAUUACCAGCCAGGUCAUUAUUCGGCUGGAUACCAGUAUUGUAUGGCAUUAGUGAGAAGCAGGUCUUGGACCAUGCUGGAUUGGAUGCAGUUGUGUUUCUAGGAUUCUUCAAAAUGUGCAUAAAAAUUCUAUUACUCUGUGUGAUUCUUGCUGUUUCCGUGAUUACUCCAAUUCGUUAUAAAUACACAAGAAGAGUUGAUGACGAUGAUGAUGGAUGGCCCAUGAUUGCGGGUCUGAAAUCUAAACACGAUAAGGAUUCGGGUGAAUACCCACAAUAUUUAUGGAUGUAUACUAUUUUCACGUAUAUCUUCACUUGCAUUGUGGGAGGGUUCCUCUUUGAUCAAACCGUUAAAAUCAUCCACAAGAGACAAAAAUUCCUUGGGAAACAAAAUUCUAUCACUGAUAGAACCGUCAAACUUUUGGGAAUCCCGCCACUGUUGAGAGAUGAAACUGCUUUGAAACGGCACAUUGAACGAUUAGGUGUUGGACAAGUGGACACAAUUGCCAUUGUGAAAGAAUGGAAUGAAUUGAAUCGACUUUUCAAAGUACGCAAGAAGGUUAUACGUCAAUUAGAAUGCUAUUGGGUUGAAUAUUUCAGCUCCAAUGGGAUUCGUAAUAAAAAUGAGAUGUUGCUGUCCAAUUUACAACCACAACUUAGUGAACCAAUUAACUUGAACAAUCAAUAUAGAGACAUCUUGCCACAUGAAGAAGAAGAAGAAGAAGAAGAAGAAGAGGAUGAAAUAGACGGAAUAGGAUCACACGAGGAAGUAGGUGCUAUAACCAUUAGCGGAAGAAGCCCUGCCCAUGAUAUAACUAGUCCACUUUCCACUUCCACAACCCGGCCAGCCAGUAUCAUAGAUGAAAUUACAGACCAUUUGGAAAACGAAAUCAAUGAAGAUGCUCUGUUACCGUUAUUGAAUGAUGUUUCUUAUAUACGUCCGAAAAUACGAACUGGAUUUCUUGGAAUUUUCGGACCCAAAGAAGAUGCAAUCACAUUCUAUUCGCAGCAACUUGAAGUUGUCGAUAAGGAGAUUGUCAAGGCAAGAAAAAGAGAAUAUCCAGCAACUUCAGCUGCGUUUGUCACGAUGAAAUCUGUCGCACAAGCGCAAAUGAUUGCCCAAACUGUGCUCGAUCCAAAGGUCAACCACCUUAUCACCAACUUGGCACCAGCUCCGCAUGAUAUUAUCUGGGACAACCUUUGUUUAACCAGGAAGGAAAGAAACACAAGAAUUUUCUUGGUGACUCUGUUCAUUGGGUUAUUGAGUAUUAUCUUGAUUUUCCCUGUUUCAUAUUUAGCAGCCCUUUUAAAUAUCAAAACUAUCUCCAAAAUGUGGCCUAAAUUUGGUGAGCUCUUGGAAGCUAACCCAUGGGCAGAAUCAUUGGUUACGAGCUUACUUCCAACAUAUAUAUUUACUCUUUUCAACAUUGUUAUGCCAUAUUUUUACAUUUGGAUAUCUUCCAAACAAGGCUAUACAUCUCAUGGAGACGAGGAAUUAUCAUCAGUGUCAAAGAAUUUCUUUUAUAUCUUUGUGAAUUUAUUCUUGGUUUUCACCAUGGCUGGAACUGUAACCUUGACCAACACCACAGAAUUUGCUAGUCAAUUUGCUCAAUCAUUAAAGGAAGUUUCCUUGUUUUAUGUUGAUUUGAUUAUUUUACAAGGACUUGGGAUCUUCCCAUACAAGCUUUUACUCUUGGGGAAUCUUUUAAAGUUCCCCUUUAGUACCAUCUUUUGGUGUAAAACCCCAAGAGACUAUCUUAAUCUAUACAAACCACCAGUGUUUAACUUUGGACUUCAAUUACCACAACCCAUUUUAAUUUUGAUCAUCACCAUUAUUUAUUCGGUUCUUUCGACCAAAAUCCUUACUGCUGGUUUAAUUUAUUUCAUAGUUGGAUUCUUUGUUUUUAAGUACCAAUUACUUUAUGCUUGUGUUCACCCUCCACAUUCCACUGGGAAAGUUUGGCCAUUGAUUUUCCGUCGUGUUAUUUUGGGACUUCUUAUUUUCCAACUCACUAUGGUUGGGAACUUGGCAUUACAAAAGGCAUAUGUUUGUGCAUCCUUUUUGGCACCGUUGCCAUUAUUAACCUUUGCAAGUUUAUGGACAUUCCAAAGGAGAUACAUUCCCUUAUCGAUUUUCAUUGCUUUGAGAUCAAUAGAGAACAAUGAGCUACCUCACACGACUGGUGAUACUUACCACGACGAAGAGGCGCUUAUUGAAGGUUCAGAACAAUACAAAACUCUUGAUGAGAGAAGAGAGUUGAACAAAACAUACGAGUACCCUCAUCUUAUCGAUAAUCUUGAUGGUCCACUUAUUGCCGUCGAAGGAAAUGAUAUGUUGUUGAUAAAUAACGAUGGUACUGUAAGAAAAUGCAAGGCCCUUGAAGAAUGGUAUUAGUUUUUAGAGAGAUGUAUAUUACACUUAAUUAAUGAGAAAUUUUAUAUUUUAUUAACCCCAAUCU